GCUAUGGAAUAUGAUGAGAAGCUGGCCCGUUUCCGGCAGGGCCACCUCAACCCGUUCAACAAAGACCCGCUGCAGAAUUGGCAGGAGCAGAAGACAGCCGGGCCCAGAGAGGACUUUCCUCAGAAAGGUGAGCUGUCCCCUUCCUCGCCUUGUCCUUCACUGUCCCCGGAGGAGCCGGUAUUCCACUGCUCAGAGCGCACCAUGGACCUGGGCCUGGCAGAGGACCACUUCUCGCGCCCUGUGGGCCUGUUCCUGGCCUCAGAUGUGGAGCAGCUGCGGCAGGCCAUCGAGGAGUGGAAGCAGAGGAUCCUGGAGUUGCCGGAUAACUCCGAGAAGCAGAAGGACGCCGUGGUGCGGCUUAUCCACCUGCGCCUACGGCUCCAGGAGCUGAAGGACCCCAGUGAGGAUGAGCCCAACAUCAGGGUGAUCCUAGAGCAUCGCUUCUACAAGGAGAAGAGCAAGGGAGUGAAGCAAACCUGCGACAAGUGCAGCACCGUCAUCUGGGGGCUUCUCCAGACCUGGUACACCUGCACAGGCUGUUCCUAUCGCUGCCAUAGCAAGUGCCUGAACCUCGUCACCAAGCCAUGCGUGCGCUCCAAAGUCAGCCACCAGGCCGAAUACGAGCUGAGCAUUUGCCCGGAGACGGGGCUGGACAGCCAGGACUACCGUUGUGCCGAGUGCCGGGCACCCAUCUCUCUCCGUGGAAUCCCAGGUGAGGCUCGGCAGUGUGACUACACAGGCCUCUAUUACUGCAGCAGCUGCCACUGGAAUGAUCAAGCUGUCAUCCCUGCCAGGGUCAUCCACAACUGGGACUUUGAGCCCCGCAAGGUCUCUCGGUGUAGCAUGCGCUACUUGGUGCUAAUGGUGUCCCGGCCAGUCCUCAAAUUGCGGGAGAUCAACCCUCUUCUCUUCAAUUACGUUGAGGAGCUGGUAGAGAUCCGGAAACUGCGUCAGGACAUCCUGCUCAUGAAGCCGUACUUCAUCACCUGCAAGGAGGCCAUGGAAGCUCGGCUGCUGCUCCAGUUGCAGGACCGGCAGCACUUUGUGGAGAACGAUGACAUGUACUCCCUGCAAGACCUGGUGGACGUCAACGCCGGGCGGCUCAGCUGCUCCCUGACGGAGAUCCACACGCUCUUUGCCAAGCACAUCAAACUGGACUGUGAGCGGUGCCAAGCAAAGGGCUUUGUGUGUGAACUCUGCAAGGAGGGAGACGUGCUCUUCCCCUUCGACAGCCACACCUCAAUGUGCAUGGACUGUUCAGCCGUCUUCCACAGGGACUGCUUCUACGACAACUCCACAACAUGCCCCAAGUGCGCUCGACUCAGUCUCAGAAAAGAGUCGUUGCUCAGGGAGCGCAGUAUGGAGCCAGAAGCCUAAGUGUGGCUUCUCUGAAACAGAAGAGACCUCGGCCGCACCACGGAGUUCCCAGCAGGCCUGUGACUUACUUGUCCUUCUUGGAGGGAAGCAGCUCAGACUGCCAGAAGAGGGCCAGAUGGGAACGCCGUGCCCAGGCUGGAGAAGGAUGCUGCCCCUCCCACCUCUGGACAGAGGUCAAGAUUCUCCUUGAGUUUCCAACUCCGAGGCUCUCCCUGAGGGAGUCUGGUCCUGGCUGUAACUGGCAGAGGUGGGGAAGGGGCUGCCAAAUGACUUUAUGGGAAAUGGGUGCCACCCCCCACCCCCUGCUCAGUAACUGGCUAAUACCAUCCCUGCUUUUCUGGCCUCUUUACAGACUAUGAUAGUUCAGCAAAGACAAUGGCCGCAGCUGGGCAGGCUGUAAAAAUGGCAGCGUUUGGAAAGUCGUUCCUUUGACCAUCUGCUUUGGAGAUGGACACAGAGACUUGGUUUUCCUUUCCCAUCCCCUUAGCUCAACACAAUGGCAAUUGCCAGGACUGGGUGAAUUAUAGAAUAGUCUCUGUCAGCCUUGAAAAGAGACUAUGGGACUCUUUACACCACAGUAAUUUAUCACAAGCACUAAAAUCACUUUAAAUAAAGCUAAGUAUAAAUAU
Protobothrops mucrosquamatus (brown spotted pit viper) is the source of this 2006-nucleotide messenger RNA. It is a transcript of the gene DEF8, whose product is annotated as differentially expressed in FDCP 8 homolog. The record is from RefSeq and is a predicted model, not a curated record. NCBI's taxonomy places the organism in Eukaryota, Metazoa, Chordata, Lepidosauria, Squamata, Viperidae. The coding region runs from base 4 to 1377 and encodes 457 amino acids. The transcript has 11 exons.